Durio zibethinus is the source of this 1724-nucleotide messenger RNA. Its product is annotated as xyloglucan O-acetyltransferase 4. The record is from RefSeq and is a predicted model, not a curated record. Gene Ontology annotation, molecular function: O-acetyltransferase activity. Lineage: Eukaryota; Viridiplantae; Streptophyta; Magnoliopsida; Malvales; Malvaceae. Gene Ontology annotation, cellular component: Golgi apparatus.
ACCCUUCUGAUCUCUGUCAUUUCAUUCCCUCGCUUUUAUUAGUUUGGUGGUACAUCGAGAAAUAAAAGAACAUGAAACCUUCUUCUACAUCAUCUUUUUUCCCAGAUAAAAUACGUCACUAUAACAAAAAAGAGAGAUGCCUAAACAUGGGGAUGCUCCCUCCAUUUUUCUUGUCUUCUCUUGUUGUAACUGUCAUAUUCAUACUCUUCAUCCUCUAUUCUCCAAACCCUUUAAAUGACAUAUCCAAACAUGACCUUGAUCAAAGACUUGCCUUGAUCAAACCUCCUAAUAAUACGACCUCUGAUCAAGGUGAUGAUCAUGGUGAGAUUUUGAACUGUGACUUGUUUAAGGGCCAUUGGAUACCUGACCUCCAAGGGUCUCAAUAUACAAACUCAAGUUGCACCACAAUUCCUACUUCAAAGAAUUGUUUCCACCAUGGAAGAAAAGACACAGAUUUUCUGAAUUGGAGAUGGAAACCUGACCAAUGUGAUCUUCCCAGGUUUGAUCCUAAGACAUUCCUGGAAUUUGUUCAGGGAAAAAAACUUGCAUUCAUUGGUGACUCAGUCGCCAGGAACCACAUGGAGUCCCUUCUUUGUCUCCUGUCAAAGGUUGAAACUCCCAAAGAUGAGUACAAAGAUUCAGAAGACCGGAAACGGAUAUGGUACUUUCCCGAUCAUGACUUCACUCUCAUGAUCCUUUGGACGAAAUUCCUUGUAGCUGGUGAAGAAAGAGUGGUCAAUGGUUCAUCAUCUGGCAUUUUUGACUUGCACCUUGACAAAAUUGAUGAAGAAUGGAGCAAAGAUCUUCCUGCUCUAGACUAUGUUAUAAUCUCAGAUGCACAUUGGUUCUUCCGACCAAUUUACCUACAUGAUGGCACUGGUGUUGUUGGAUGCGUGUAUUGCAAUAAUCCCAAUGUGACAGAUUAUGGUGUUGGCUUCGCCCUCAAGAUGGCUUUUCGAUCCGCAUUAAAUCAUAUUAAUCGAUGCAAGAAAUGCAAGGUGAGGGUUACCCUCAUCAGGACAUUUUCACCAGCUCAUUUUGAGAAUGGGACUUGGAACACUGGAGGAAGAUGCAACAGGAAAAGUCCUUUAAGCGAAAGAGAGAUUAACGUAAGUAGUAAUGAAUGGGAACUGAGGAGCUUGCAAAUGGAAGAAAUCGAAAAGGCAAGAAUUCAAGGAGAAAAGAAAGGGAAGAGGUUUGGAGUUUUGGAUGUCACCAGGGCCAUGCUCAUGAGACCUGAUGGGCACCCUGGUGAAUUCUGGGGAAACAAAUGGAUGAAGGGUUAUAAUGACUGUGUUCACUGGUGCCUGCCGGGUCCGAUCGACGUAUGGAAUGAUUUUCUGAUGGCUGUUCUGAGAAGAGAAGCUGCAUUAGUUUCUUAGUAAAUGGCCAGGUUGAAUUAGUUAGAAUCAUAUACCAUACAUAUUUACAUCUUAAUAAUUGUCCUCAUUUUUUCUUCCCCUGGGCAUAUAUAUUUUUUAUGGCCAACAGAUGCAAUUUUUUUUUUUUUUGAUUGUUAACACAAUAAAUUAACAUAAAUUUUCGUUGUAAUGUAAUAUCAAAUAUCAUUGAUCCUCCAUUGCUUAAUAUUAACACUAAUGAUGGUCAACACAGAAGAAGAGAUUGUUGCAAACUCAUACUUUCGUGUUCUAUGAUAACGGAAGAAGCAAUAUCCAACCCUGAGAGAGAAAACUAUAAACUUCAAACGAUGGUGGAACUUUUCC